Molecule: messenger RNA, 2626 nt
Organism: Chiloscyllium plagiosum (whitespotted bambooshark)
Lineage: Eukaryota; Metazoa; Chordata; Chondrichthyes; Orectolobiformes; Hemiscylliidae
Source: RefSeq, a predicted model, not a curated record
UGCGUCUGGAUGGGAUGCCCUUCCGACGAUUGGUGUGGACCCAAUGGGCUGAAUGGCCUGCUUCCACACUUUAGAGUUUCUAUGGUUUCCUGUCCUUGGCAACACUGUGAUGCUGCGCUCCCCCCAUGUUCCUCAUGUGUUCUCUGUGUGCUUCCCUGGGAGUUUCCUGUGAUUUCCCAAUGUAUUCCCGUGUCAUCCCCAUGUAUCCUCCUGCGUUGCCCUUGUGCUCUCCCCUUGUUCCCCACGUGUUCUCUGUAUGUUCCCCACGUGUUCUCUGUAUGUCCCCGUGUGUUCUCCAUGUGUUCCCUGAGUGUUCCCCACAUGUUCUCCGUAUGUCCCCCACGUGUUCCCCAAGUUUACCCUGCAUGUUCUCCGUAUGUGCCCUGCGUCUUUCCCGUGUGUACCCUGCGUGUUCUCUGUAUGCCCCCUGCGUGUUCCCCGUGUGUACCCUGCAUGUUCUUUUUAUGGCCCCUGUGUGUUCCCCAUGUGUACCCUGCAUGUUCUCUCUAUGCCCACCGCGUAUUCCCCAUGUGUACCCUGCAUGUUCUCUGUAUGGCCACCGCGUGGUCCUCGGGUGAACCCUGCGUGUUCUCUGUAUGCCCACCGCGUGUUCCCAGUGUGUACCAUGCGUGCUCUCCGUGUGCCCACCGCAUGUUCCCGGUGUGUACCAUGCGUGUUCUCUGUAUGCCCCCUGCGUGGUCCCCAUGUGUACCCUGCAUGUUCUCUCUAUGCCCCCUGCGUGUUCCCCGUGUGUACCCAGUGUGUUCUCUCUAUGCCCCCUGCGUGUUCCCUGAGUGUACCCUGCAUGUUCUCUCUAUGCCCCCUGCGUGUUCCCUGUGUGUACCCUGCGUGUUCUCUGUAUGCCCACCGUGUGUACCCUCCAUGUUCUCUGUAUGCCCCCUGCGUAUUCCCCAUAUAUGCCAUGCGUGUUCUCUGUAUGCCCACUGCGCGUUCCCCGUGUGUAACCUGUGUGUUCUUUCUAUGCCCCCCUGCGUGUUCCCGGUGUGUACCCUGUGUGUUCUCUGUAUGCCCCCUGCAUGUUCCCCAUGUGUACCCUGUGUGUUCUCUGUAUGCCCCCUGCAUGCUCCCCAUGUGUACCCUUGUUCUCUGUAUGCCCCCUGCGUGUUCCCCGUGUGUUCCCUGCAUGUUCUCUGUAUGCCCUCUGCGUGUUCCCCGUGUGUACCCCAUGUUCUCUGUAUGCCCCCUGCGUGUUCCCCGUGUGUACCCCAUGUUCUCUGUAUGCCCCCUGCGUGUUCCCCGUGUGUUCCCUGCAUGUGCUCUGUAUGCCCUCUGCGUGUUCCCUGUGUGUACCCUGUGUAUUCUCUCUGUGCCCCCUGCGUGUUCACCGUGUGUACCCUGUGUAUCCUCUGUAUGCCCCCUGCAUGUUCCCCGAGUGUACCCUGUGUGUUCUCUGUAUGCCCCCUGCGUGUUCCACAUGUGUACCCUGUGUGUUCUCUGUAUGCCCCCUGCGUGUUCCACAUUUGUACCCUGUGUGUUCUCUGUAUGCCCCCUGCGUGUUCCCCAUGUGUACCCUGCGUGUUCUCUCUAUGUCCCCUGCGUGUUCCCCGAGUGUACCCUGUGUGUUCUCUGUAUGCCCCCUGCGUGUUCCCCAUGUGUACCCUGCGUGUUCUCUCUAUGUCCCCUGCGUGUUCCCCGUGUGUACCCUGGGUGUUCUCUGUAUGCCCCCUGCGUGUUCCCCAUGUGUACUCUGCGUGUUCGCUCUAUGCCCCCUGCGUAUUCCCCGAGUGUAUCCUAUGUGUUCUCUCUAUGCCCACUGCGUGUUCCCCGUGUGUACCCUGUGUGUUCUCUGUAUGCCCACUGCGUGUUCCCCGUGUGUACCCUGUGUGUUCUCUCUAUGUCCCCUGCGUGUUCCCCGUGUGUACCCUGUGUGUUCUCUCUAUGCCCCCUGCGUGUUCCCCGUGUGUACCCUGCGUGUUCUCUGUAUUCCCCCCUGCGUGUUCCCCGUGCGUACCCUGUGUGUUCUCUCUAUGCCUCCUGCGGGUUCCCCGUGUGUACCCUGUGUGUUCUCUCUAUGACUCCUGCGUGUUCCCCAUGUGUACCCUGUGUGUUCUCUGUAUGUCCCCUGCGUGUACCCAUGUGUACCCUGUGUGUUCUCUCUAUGCCCCCUGCGUGUUCCCCGUGUGUACCCUGUGUGUUCUCUCUAUGCCCCCUGCGUGUUCCCUGAGUGUACCCUGCAUGUUCUCUGUAUGCCCCCUGUGUGGUCCUCGGGUGCACCCUGCAUGUUCUCUGUAUGCCCACCGCGUGUUCCCAGUGUGUACCAUGCGUGUUCUCCGUGUGCCCACCGCAUGUUCCCGGUGUGUACCAUGCGUAUUCUCUGUAUGCCCCCUGCGUGUUCCCCAUGUGUACCCUGUGUGUUCUCUGUAUGCCCCCUGCGUGUUCCCCAUGUGUACCCUGCGUGUUCUCUGUAUGCCCACUGCGUGUUCCCCGUGUGUACCCUGUGUGUUCUCUCUAUGCCCACUGCGUGUUUCCCGUGUGUACCCUGUGUGUUCUCUGUAUGCCCCCUGCGUGUUCCCCGUGUAUACCCUGUGUGUUCUCUGUAUGCCCCCUGCGUGUUCCCCGAGUGUACCCUGUGUGUUCUCUCUAUGCCCCCUGCGUGUUUCCUGAG